This is a messenger RNA of Mercenaria mercenaria, 1890 nucleotides long. RefSeq lists its product as uncharacterized. Bases 231 to 1535 code for a protein of 434 amino acids. The transcript has 2 exons. NCBI's taxonomy places the organism in Eukaryota, Metazoa, Mollusca, Bivalvia, Venerida, Veneridae. The record is from RefSeq and is a predicted model, not a curated record.
UUGUAAAUUUGCACUCGUUUACUUUCGGAACACUUCAAACAACCGUUUUCCCUUUAUGAUCUCGGUAUCUGCCAACAUGUCAUUGAGAGCUGUACCUGUGAACAUUGCCGGUCCAAUCAGAUAAGGAGUAAAAUUUUGAUAUUUCAGUAAAGGGCGGGGUCACUUGAUAAAAAAAAAAUGCGUCAGUUGUAACGUCGCAGUUGCACCAUUUAUGCGAGAAAAUCAGCAGUAUGGCUUCUUCAAAAUUUGUAGGAAGUGAUCCUGUUGAUAUUAAAGUGCAUUACGAAUAUCACGGGACACAAAGAUGUGCUCUGAUAGAUUGCAACUAUGCUGAUUUGUUUGGAAUGGGAUAUACUGAAUUCGAACAUUUCCUGAAAUCGGAGAUACCAUUUUUACAGAGACUUUUCGUACUGAAAAUAAGUUUUCUUGAUGAUGAGAAUACCUACGUGGACCUAACGGAGCGAAAUUACCACAGAUUUUUGAAAUUAGCAACGCACGCGUUCAAAAGUGGAACUCCGAAAAUCAGUGUGAAAGUACAGGAGGGUAGUUCUCCAGCGGUCAAAGGACUGUCGAGUCUAGGAUCUUUUAACACGGAUGGAACUUCUACAUCCAAGCGAUCUCUGAACUUUCCAGAUGACAACGAAUAUAGACUAGAUUGUACUAGUAAAUACAGAAGUCCCAUUGAAUUGGAAAUAGACUUAAAACAACGCGAAGUCAUGUUAAAGAAUAACGAAUUAAGUGAAAUUACGAAACAAUACGAUAAAGUUUGGCAGGAAUACAAUCCCGUUCCUGCUGUUUUCACGGAUAAUUCGAAAGGUUUAUGUACCAGAUGCCAUCUGCGACUCGGACACACGAAAAAUCGUUGUCACAUGGAUGAAUGCAUUUCAUCAUCAGUAUGUGGAUUGAUAGAGCGCCACCCAGCUGAAAAAAAGGAAGUGCAAGAACUGUCAAAAAAGAAACAGAAGAUUGAGGGUGAACUGAAAACACUAAAAUGUGAGCUAAAAAUGAAGGAAAAAAUAUCUGCUGAAGCAACUAGUUCCUUUGAAGCUAAAAUUCAUGACAUAUUAAUCCGUACAAAUCCUGCCAAGUAUCUAACAAACAAUAGAAGGCCAAAAGAAGGAGUUAUUCUAGCAGAUUCAUAUAUUUUAAAACAAUACUAUGGUAGCAAGAACCCUUCAAAGGACGACCUUGAACGAGACAGUGAUAUAUUUCAAACUGUUGUUCGCUCAUACGAAGAGAAAGUGAACAAACGGAGUAACAAACCAAAAAAUAGUGUAGCUAAACAGUUAGAUAUUCAGUUGAAUACAAAUACAUGUUCUGUUGUUGGGGAAAAUUUACAGGGUUCUUCUAUGCUUUACCCAUAUCCCUAUCCAUAUGUCUGGAAUUACGGUCAAAGUUUUGUGCCGAAUUUUGGUUCACCUGGACAGAGUACAUCGCAAAUAUUUGGGUCAAACUUCAGACCGUUUGAUACAGUCCAAGCAUCACCACAAGCACCAGUGGAGACGCCGCCACCACCACCACCACAAGAGGGCUGAUUUUAUUUGUGAUAAUGUACAUGUGACUGAAAACAAAUCUGUUUCUUGUUUGUUUUGUGUUCUUUUUUAAAAGUAUAUAGACUAUUAAUUGUUGCAUAAAAUGCACAGGGUCACUAAAGUUUUGUCUUUUAUCAAACUUAUUAUGUAUCAUGUCAGUUUACCAUUGUUUUACUAGAUCUAGCUAGCUUUAAGAACAAGGAGUUCAUGCAGAUAUGUGACUUAAAUAUAUUUGAAAUAUAUAUAAAAUAUAGACAUUACCCGGCAUUAGAUUUUGAAAAUAUAAGAAUGCACAAGUUCUUUCUUAUUUGUUCAGUUUGUUUUGAUAUUGUAAAUAAACAACAUUGAUUAAACUGUA